Molecule: messenger RNA, 878 nt
Organism: Drosophila eugracilis
Lineage: Eukaryota; Metazoa; Arthropoda; Insecta; Diptera; Drosophilidae
Product: sensory neuron membrane protein 1-like
Exons: 4
Coding region: 102-797 (231 amino acids)
Cellular component (GO): membrane; cytoplasm
Molecular function (GO): scavenger receptor activity
Source: RefSeq, a predicted model, not a curated record
ACCUUUCACCAUUCUAUACAGGAAACUGUCAGCCGGUUGGAUUAAUCGACGUCACUGACUGCUACUACGGAUUCCCAAUAUCUUUAAGCUUCCCACAUUUUAUGAACGGUGACUUGGGCCUGCAACAAAACAUAACCGGAUUAAAUCCUGAUCAAACCAAGCACUCAUCGGCGUUUGUGAUUCAACCGGAAUCCGGCUUGCCGCUAUCGCUAUCCGUUAAAAUGCAAAUCAACAUGCAUUUUAAAGACCUAAGUAAUUUUCCGGCAGUCUCCAAGUUCAGUCAUCUCACAGCGCCAAUGUUGUGGUUUGAGAUCAUGAUGCCAAAGCUGCCAGACUCACUGGAUUCACGGUUCAAUUUCUACUUAAAUAUUUUGCCUUUAGUCAAUUCCCUAUGCUUUUGGACGUGCCUAUUUCUUGGAAUUGCUCUCAUACUCAGUACAAUUUCAAGGGCCACGAUCAAAAUGUCCAGCCACGUACGUGGUGUGAAUAUCUCUGAGGGUAAAUAUGCUCGAACCAAUCUAUGUCCGAGCAUCGUAGGUGGGGUCACCAAUAAAGUUUACAGCCCCUGCGAAAUGAAAUUGAUAGAUGAUAUUUCGGUUGUAGAGCAGCUUACUAUUGAGGAAUCUACCAGAGACUCGGCUUUUCAGCUUCUCCGCCAAGAAUCAACUUACGCCCUGGAAGUGGAGCCAGCUUUGUUCGACUUCGACCAUGUUAUUAAUUUAAGCAGUAAUUCAACCACCUACAGUUCAUGUUCAAAAGUUGGACAUUGCAAUGACGAAAACGAUAUAAGUGUUUAGUGCUUGAACUCGGGUAACGGAAGCGUAGCUGGAUUAAAGCAACCGGUGAGUGUAGUUGGAUCAAAUAAAUCCAAAUCGAAU